AUGGGUAAUAUUGCUGGCGUAGUGGCAAGAAUCAAGGAAGUUUCAAAAAAAUGCACGAGUAGUCAUUGUGUCUUGCAUAGACAUUCUCUAGCAACAAAAAAAGUACCAGUUGUAUUAAAGCAAGUGCUAGACAACGCAGUUAAAAUUAUUAACUAUAUUAAGACACGACCUUUGCAAUCUAGACUACUUAAAAUAUUGUGUGAAGACAUGGGAGCUGUACACAAGUCAUUAUUAUUACACACAGAAGAUGCUCAAGAAUCGAUUCAAAAAAACUGCGAAUGGAUUAUAAAUCCAUUUUCAGUGACAUCAAAACCAGCAGCUCUUAAUGCGGCAGAAUAUGAGGUUUUUAUUGACAUGGUUUCGGAGAGUCACAAUCAGACGUCAUUUAAAAACAAACCAAUAUCUGAAUUUUGGGCUCAGUUAGGGGAAGAUUUUUCAGUAUUGAGAUCAAAAGCUAAAUUGCUCUUAUUGCCUUUUGGUACGACGUAUCUUUGUGAAAUGGCUUUUUCGAGGUACACUGCUACCAAAACAAAAUAUCGAGCACGUUUAAAUGCAGAAGACGAUAUGCAUCUCCAAUUAACUUCUGUGACACCGGACAUUGACAAACUUAGUCGCAAAAAGCAGGCACACUGUUCACAUUAA
Daktulosphaira vitifoliae (grape phylloxera) is the source of this 642-nucleotide messenger RNA. Its product is annotated as zinc finger BED domain-containing protein 5-like. NCBI's taxonomy places the organism in Eukaryota, Metazoa, Arthropoda, Insecta, Hemiptera, Phylloxeridae. The transcript is spliced from 2 exons. The record is from RefSeq and is a predicted model, not a curated record. Bases 1 to 642 code for a protein of 213 amino acids.